Messenger RNA from Mesorhabditis spiculigera, 1374 nucleotides. The record is from the annotation of a GenBank genome assembly. Lineage: Eukaryota; Metazoa; Nematoda; Chromadorea; Rhabditida; Rhabditidae.
AUGAUUUUCAGGCUACAACUCGCCUAUCGUACCCGAUACCGAGAACAAAACUUGAAUCCGAAGUGGAAGCCAUUUGAGGUGCACAUUGAUCAGUUAUGCUAUGGCGAUAAGAAUCGACCCUUCCUGAUCGAGUGCUACGACUGGGACCAGGAUGGAAACCACGAUCUCGUCGGGUCUUGCACAACGACGGUGAAUCGGUUGACUUCUGGGGACGAUGUGUCGUUAUCGCUAAUCCACGAAAAGAAGGCCCGAAAAAGCCGAAAAUACGUCGACUCGGGGCAGCUGCACUUUCACAAAGUCUACUGCUGGCUCGACUUCACGUUUUUGGAUUUUGUUCAGGGCGGUACGGAACUCGACUUCACCGUCGCGAUCGAUUUCUCCCUGUCGAAUCUCCCAUUAAAUGACCCAUCCUCGCUCCAUCGGAUAGGUCCCGGCACGGCCAACCAGUACGAGACAGCGAUACGAGCUAUCGGAGAGAUCUGCCAGUUCUACAACGCGAGCAAAGUUUUCAACGGGUUCGGCUUUGGGGCUAAGCUCCCGAAAUCCGAUCAGACGCUGUACAACUUUCCAUUGAAUAUCGAGACCGGCGAGCCACGAUGUGAUGGUGUCGAUGGCUUGGUAAAGAGCUACCGCUCGGCAUUACGACAUGUAAUUCUGUCCGGCCCUGCUGAUUUUGCGCCCACGAUAAGGUUCGCAGCCCAAAGAGCAGCAUCCCUACCCGCAAAUGGCAGCAAAUACUCCGUUUUGCUCAUACUAACAAACGGGAUCAUUGCUGAUAUGGAGCGGACAAAGGAGCAGGUCGUUAAGGCCUCCUCCCUCCCACUCUCCGUAAUCAUCGUCGGCGUCGGCUACGAUUCUUUUGACGAGAUGAAAGUCCUGGACUCCGACAACCAGCUCCUCUCCUGGCAUGGCCGCUUUGCAAAACGGGACAUUGUUCAGUUUGUCCAAAUGCGGAACUUCUUGCCCCCUCAUCGACAUCUUAACGAAGAAGAGCUAACGGAUGCAAGGGAGAAUUUGGCAAAAGAGGUACUGCAAGAAAUCCCGAUCCAACUGACCAGCUACAUGAAGUCGCGCGGAAUCUACCCCCUCAGCUACCGUAACGGAGCUUCUGAAUUUACCCCUCAGCCACGAAGCACUGAUUCUUCUGCUACAUCGUCGCCCAUGAUCUCGCCAAGACAUACAACUGCUGAACGUCGCAUCUCCCCUCUAGCGCGACUUGGCUCGGCUCAACCAACCGGAAGACCGAUGAGCUAUACCGAUACUCCCCCGCUAUCCGCUCCACCACUCUCCAACCAGCGCUUUGGCAGCCCGUCCCGCGUUCGCCGACGACUACCGCAAAUCCCCGGCGAGCAGCUCAACCAGAUGCAUAUUUAC